CUCCGAACCAGUAUGUUGUACAAGCAGAAUGCUUGGAAAAAUGUAUGGAAGAGAACAGAAUUAUAUCUAUUCAAACAUAAGUUUGCCAUCUGAAAAGUAUAAAUACAGAACAGCUGCAACGCAAUUGUUCAACGGCUGCUUUUAAAGAAAAAAGUGAUUUAAACAUCAAAAAGUCCUUUGCAUUUUACAUACAAUUCAAACGAUAUCCCACGUACAAUGGUGAAAGCGAUUGCUGUUUUGAGAGGUGAUUCCUCUGUAACUGGUGUUGUCACCUUUGAGCAACCCGACGAGUCUGCACCGGUUAAGGUACUUUACGACAUUAAGGGAAACACCCAUAACGCGUUGCGUGGUUUUCACAUCCACCAAUUUGGUGACAACACGAACGGCUGCACGUCGGCUGGUCCACAUUUUAAUCCCGAGGGGAAGUUCCACGGUGACCGGUUAGAUGCAUCUCGCCACGUGGGUGACCUGGGCAAUAUUCCAACCGACAGUGAAGGCGUCGCUAAGGGAAGCUUUAGUGACAAUGUCAUUUCGUUGUUCGGGCCCAACAGCAUUGUUGGUCGUACAAUCGUCAUUCACGCCGGUACGGACGAUCUCGGUAAAGGCGACAAUGAGGAGUCGUUGAAGACAGGAAACGCUGGGGCUCGCAAUGCAUGUGGUGUCAUUGGGAUCGCUGCAUAGACAUUAGUAUUAUCUCGUUUAUACGUACAGAGUUGAUCGGAUUUUUGAAUGAAUAGGAAUGAUUAUUGUUUAUGAAGAUAACAGCUACGAGAACAAUUGCCAGUUCUCAAACAACUAGUAAGAACCACGACUACGAACGUUGUUCGGCUAUCCUUCGCGAAAACCGUCAACCAAUGUGUAUGUAACAGAAUAACAGGGGAUUAUAUUAUACGAAAACAGUAUGAAAAUUUCGCAAUAAGGUUUAGAUGAAUUGCAAAAAGGGCUCUUUCCAGAAGAGCUACUAUGCGCAAACAUUUAGAAAGAAAUGAGGAGCUUAAGGUUCCAGACCUAAAGCUUAGGAAAUCCACCAAAAAGACCAGGCCAACAGGCGCGACAAAAAGGAAAAACAGAAAAGGGGAAUCAUAAGUGGAAAAAUCACAACACGAAAGAGAAAGACCAAUUGCUCCCUCCUUCUUCUUUUAAAAUUACCGCUUACAGGGCAAUUAGACGACCUUCAUUGCACGAGUAAGCACCCGUGUCAUAACAAGCAAUUCCACACACCUCGAGUGCCUUUCCGUCAAUGAUGGGACAAAGUACGUUUCCGUAACAAGUAUACGACUCCGUGCUGUAGUAAGCAUCCCCACACAUACCAAUAGUCGGUACGGUCGAAGUCGCUGUUGCG
Messenger RNA from Schizosaccharomyces japonicus yFS275, 1342 nucleotides. RefSeq names its product superoxide dismutase Sod1. The transcript has a single exon. The record is from RefSeq and is a predicted model, not a curated record. Gene Ontology annotation, cellular component: mitochondrial intermembrane space; cytosol; nucleus. Gene Ontology annotation, biological process: copper ion transport; removal of superoxide radicals; fungal-type cell wall organization. Bases 217 to 681 code for a protein of 154 amino acids. Gene Ontology annotation, molecular function: copper ion binding; superoxide dismutase activity; metal ion binding. Lineage: Eukaryota; Fungi; Ascomycota; Schizosaccharomycetes; Schizosaccharomycetales; Schizosaccharomycetaceae.